Xylona heveae TC161 is the source of this 2009-nucleotide messenger RNA. Its product is annotated as BING4CT-domain-containing protein. Gene Ontology annotation, molecular function: protein binding. The transcript has 2 exons. Bases 126 to 1766 code for a protein of 546 amino acids. NCBI's taxonomy places the organism in Eukaryota, Fungi, Ascomycota, Xylonomycetes, Xylonales, Xylonaceae. The record is from RefSeq and is a predicted model, not a curated record. Gene Ontology annotation, biological process: maturation of SSU-rRNA from tricistronic rRNA transcript (SSU-rRNA, 5.8S rRNA, LSU-rRNA). Gene Ontology annotation, cellular component: nucleolus; 90S preribosome; small-subunit processome.
GAUCAUCCAAUCAAUUGUGUCUUUUUUGUCGUUCCGGCUCGCGAACUUUUUGUCGGAGGAAACAGCAAGCUCACCGCAAACCACACAUUUCCCGUUCCACGCAGGCCGAGGGUUGACAAUUCAAAAUGGAGGUCGAAAAGGCGCAGGCUGAGAGAAAACACUCUCAGCCCAAGAAGGGCAAGGAGUCGAAGGAUUCUGAGGCUAUAGUUGCGAAACGCCGCGCGGAAGAAGCCCAUCAGCAAUAUGGACGAGGCCGCAAGAUUCAAACCGGCACCGUUCGAGACAAGAAAUUGCGCAGCAACCUCAAGGCACUGGAAAACAAAUACAAGGAUGCGACAGUCAAGGCGCGUGAUGCAGAGAUUUUGCUUGAGAACGAAUCCGGACUUCUCGAGCCUGAGAAUGAAAUGGAAAAGACGUACAAAGUCCGCCAAGACGACAUUCAGGCAGAGUUACCCAUGGAAACAGCGAAGAAGGGAUUUGAAUUGAAGCUAGAAGGUUUGGGUCCGUACACAGCAGAUUAUACACGAAAUGGCAGAAGUCUCUUGCUUGCUGGCCGCAAGGGUCAUAUUGCGACCAUGGAUUGGAGAGAUGGCAAGCUUGGCUGUGAAAUGCAAUUGGGAGAAACAGUGCGCGAUGCGAAGUGGCUCCAUAAUGAUCAAUACUUUGCCGUGGCACAGAAGAAAUAUGUGUACAUCUACGAUCAUGCCGGCGUCGAGCUCCACUGUUUACAGAAGCAUAUUGAGGUUACAAACAUGGAGUUCCUGCCCUACCAUUUCCUCCUGGCGACAGUGGGAAAUGCUGGUUAUCUCAAAUAUCAAGACACGUCAACCGGCCAGAUGGUUAUUGAAAUUCCUACGAAGAUGGGCUCACCAACAUCGCUCACACAAAAUCCUUCCAAUGCUAUCCUCCAUAUGGGCCACCAGAAUGGUUCUGUGACGCUCUGGUCACCAAACUCUACGACGCCAUUGGUGAAGUUGCUGGCUCACCGUGGCCCGGUUCGGUCGCUGGCCGUUGACCGAGAGGGACGUUACAUGGUAUCAACUGGACAAGAUUUGAAGAUGUCAGUAUGGGAUAUUCGCAUGUUCAAGGAAGUAAACAACUACUUUUUGCGCCAGCCAGGAUCAUCUGUAGCCAUUAGUGAUCGUGGCCUCACCGCAGUGGGAUGGGGCACCCAAACCUCCGUUUGGCAGGGCUUGUUCAACAAGUCUCUGGCAGACCAGGAGAAGAUCCAGUCUCCGUACAUGUCAUGGGGUGGUGAAGGAAACCGAAUCGAACGGGUGCGAUGGUGUCCAUUCGAAGAUGUGCUUGGCAUUUCGCACAAUGCCGGAUUCAGCAGCAUCAUUGUUCCUGGAGCAGGUGAACCUAACUUUGAUGCUCUCGAAGUCAACCCUUACGAGAACAGCAAGCAACGACAAGAGGCUGAGGUGCGUGGCUUGUUGAACAAGCUGCAACCUGAAAUGAUCUCCUUGAACCCCGACUAUAUUGGUAGACUCGACGUUGCUUCCGAGCAGACUCGCAGAGCUGAAGCCGACUUGGACCGCAAGCCGGAGGAUCCUAUUGCGAACCUGAAGAACCGUGGCCGUGGAAAGAACAGCAGUCUCCGUAAACACCUUCGGAAGAAGGGAAGCAAAAACAUUAUUGACGACAAGCGGCUGAGAAUCGAAGCUCUGAGGAAGGAGACACAUAAGCGACACAAGGCAAACUUUAAAACGAGGGCAGAAGAGCUUGGCCCUGCUCUCGCAAGAUUCGAAAGGAAAACCGCUUAAGGCGGAUUUUUGUCAGACCAUUGCAUUGCUUCAAAAAUUUCCCUUCUCGGCACGGUUCCAGUGUUGGCGCAGGAUGUUUUGUUUAGAUCAGCAUGGGCGGCGUUUUUGGUAAAAUGGCACAUGGGAUACCAGCUCCCUGUUUACAGAUCUAGUGCAAGAAAAGUUCGUUGUCAUCUACAGUGAAUACGGUGGUCUACAAGACUACUUAUCGAUUCUACAACCUUACAAUUUCUACUACCUGUC